Molecule: messenger RNA, 1320 nt
Organism: Plectropomus leopardus (leopard coralgrouper)
Lineage: Eukaryota; Metazoa; Chordata; Actinopteri; Perciformes; Serranidae
Source: RefSeq, a predicted model, not a curated record
GUUCACCGUGGUGUAAAGGGCUUCGUACGUGACCUCCAGGGCAACCCUAUUUCCAACGCCACUAUUUCUGUGGAGGGCAUCGACCAUGACAUCACCACAGCCAAAGACGGAGACUACUGGCGCCUUCUGGCUCCAGGAAACUACAAAGUGGCGGCCUCUGCCCCGGGAUACCUGACCGUCAUCAAAAAGGUGGCUGUUCCCUACAGCCCUGCAACCAGGGUGGACUUUGAGCUGGAGUCUCUGAUGGAGAGGAAGGAGGAAGAGCGGGAGGAGCUGAUGGACUGGUGGAAGAUGAUGUCAGAGACACUGAACUUCUAAGGCGUUUUGUGUGGCUGAUGAUCGGACCGUCCGCACAUCGAUGUAAUAUAUUCAACAUUCUGUGUGCCCGUCCACUCUGAAAAAGAAUAUACUGUCUCUUUAUGUAUUUUGUUCUCUUUCGAUCAUUAUUUUAAUUGAUUAUUACUGUUUAUUAAUGUAAUAAUUUGCCUCAAACUCCUGUAGAAUAUCCUGCAGACACAUAAUACUGAUGGACACGGAGGGAUUUUGCAGGUAGUUUGAUGGCAGUGAGAUCGGUGUUGAUUUCUGUGGUAUUGUGUUCUUUAUCGUACAUGUGAUUUGGUAACCAUGGCACCCAUCUAUAUAACCAACGAGUGACUGAGUAACAAUAUAUGUAAAAAGAGCUGUUUACAUCAUUGCCACAUGGCUCUGUCCAAAAAUAUUCAUUUUUUUCUCUUGUUUUAAAUGUCUCCGUUUCUCCUGGCUUUAGUAAAAAUACACAAAUAUGAUAUAAAGCAACACACACCUUUUGAGUCCAAGUACACACAAACACACACACUGCUCCUCUCUCUGUAAUAUAAAACAUUCAAUGCUAUGGUUUAGAGAAAAUCUGGGACAUUAAAAACACUGUAAACUCACUGUAAACAUUAUAUUGUAAACAAUCUAUACAGGCAAGCUCGUGUCCCUGUAUGUUAUUGAUGUUGAGGUUCUUUUUUUUAACUGACUGCAGCACAGCUUUGAUUUUAGCACAAGAUGAAUGGUUAUAAUAUAUACUGUAUUUAUGAACUAUAGGUAUAGCAAGAAAUGUGUGUUUUUUGUAACUAAGAAAAAAGAAGAUAAGGUCAUAACAUGUAUGAAUCUGUCCACCUCAGUCUACCCAAAGCCAUUCCUUAGUAUGUACCCGACACAGGGAAUACUGUGGUACAGAAAAAAACUGUGGUACAUGUACACAGUGUUUUAUUGAGGAUAAAUUAACACUAAUCUUCUGCGUGGACACAGAACGUCUAGCUGACUGUAUGAAUGCAGUUCAUCUGGUUUGAGAAC